This is a messenger RNA of Aphidius gifuensis, 685 nucleotides long. Its product is annotated as U11/U12 small nuclear ribonucleoprotein 25 kDa protein-like. The record is from RefSeq and is a predicted model, not a curated record. Gene Ontology annotation, biological process: mRNA splicing, via spliceosome. Bases 181 to 645 code for a protein of 154 amino acids. Gene Ontology annotation, cellular component: U12-type spliceosomal complex. Lineage: Eukaryota; Metazoa; Arthropoda; Insecta; Hymenoptera; Braconidae. The transcript has a single exon.
AAUAAAUAGACAAAAUGGCGCUGAUGUUUGUUGAAACAGCGCUAUCUUGUUGUUGAAAAUAAUAACAAAAUUGUAAAUAAAGCAAUGCUGUGUUUGUUUAUUUAUAAUUAAAAAAUAAUAAAUUAGUAUAUAAAUAUUGUUUAGACAUUUGUAUUAUUCAAUUUGAUAAUAAGAAUAAUAAUGGAAUUAUCAACAAGUGAUGAGAGUGAAAACCAACAACAAUUUAAUCAUGAUGAUUUAGUUAAAUUAACAAAAGAUGCAAUUGAAAAAAUAAUUGAAAGUGAUCCAUUGUUUAGUGGUUUACAUGGUGAAGCAACAAUUGAUGAAAUUAAAGCACAAACAGCUGUUGCACAAGGACAAGCAAUAACACUAUAUUUAAAUCGUGGUAAAUUAUCAAAAUUAUCAAUUGUCGUUGCUCCAAAUAAUACAACAAUAAAUGAUUUAAAAAAAUCAAUAAAACGUCAAACAAAUUUAUCAUUAAUAAGAAAAAAUAUUAUUAAAAAAAUAAGUUGGAAAAGUGUAUGGAAAAAAUAUGAUUUAUGUUUUGAUGAUGUUGUGCUUGAUGAUGACAAUGAAAAUAUUAAAACUUAUGGUAUUUCAAAUAGAACAGAAUUACAUUAUAAAAAAAAAAUUUAUAAAAAAUAAUAGCUUGUAUAAUAUUAAUUAUUAAUUAUUAAUAAAUUUU